Molecule: messenger RNA, 781 nt
Organism: Coffea eugenioides
Lineage: Eukaryota; Viridiplantae; Streptophyta; Magnoliopsida; Gentianales; Rubiaceae
Exons: 2
Coding region: 45-539 (164 amino acids)
Source: RefSeq, a predicted model, not a curated record
UUUGGGGGUGGCGGUGUGCGCUGUCGGGGUUGGUUGGUUCAUCCAUGGCAAGUGUGACGAAGCAUAUGAUACCCCAAAUUCUAUUGUUCGUUGUUUGCGUCGUGAUAUUUAAUCAUACAGCAAAGAUUGAGCAGCAAAAACAGCAGCGGCCGCCUGAGACUGAGGAGACAGUGGUAACAGCAGCAAAAAGUGCGACAAUGACCACAACUUCUGACCUUGAUACUGUCCCAGAGGGGUCUGGUGGGGAUGUGAAGGAGAUAUUCGGAGUGAGGAUCGAAAGGAACCCUUCUCAAUUCAAGCUUGAUGAGCUUAGCGUCACCUCCUGGCCCACGUGGACCGGGAAUCCUAGCCAAAUCCCAUGGACAUUUGCUGCAAAGGAGACUAUGUACUUGUUGGAGGGCAAAGUGAAGGUCUACUGCGAUGGCCAUGACGACUUUUUCGAAAUAGGGGCGGGUGAUCUGGUUGAGUUUCCCAAAGGAAUGAAGAUCACGUGGCAUGUCAUAGAAGCUGUGAAGAAGCACUACAACUUAGAUAAAUGAUGUUUGUACAUCGUGGUAGGAAUCAGCAUUAUCCGCCAUGAUUGAGUCUCGUAUGUUUGUUGGCAAUUCUCUAUUUGUCUUGGUAUAAUUCUAAAAUUGUAGUAAUAAUUGGAUCGCGCUGGUUGGAUUAGAGUCACUUGAUGACUAAAUCCACAACGUUCCUUAACUAAUGACUGUGUCUCCAAUUGAAAAUCAUAUCUCGAUAUGAAUACCAAAUCCUCCCACGAGUGGAGCCUUCACGA